This is a messenger RNA of Debaryomyces tyrocola, 1092 nucleotides long. Lineage: Eukaryota; Fungi; Ascomycota; Pichiomycetes; Serinales; Debaryomycetaceae. The record is from the annotation of a GenBank genome assembly.
AUGAAAAUCACCACAUUAUACACCCCAUUUUUAGCAGCUACCGCUUUAGCAACACCAGUCAGCCUUACCAAAAGACAAGAUAUAGACGGUGAUGUAUUGCAAUAUGCUCUUACACUCGAACAUCUUGAGGAUGCCUUCUACAAGGAAGCUCUUUCCAAGUGGUCUGCUGAUGAUUUCAAGAAAGCUGGGUUUAGCAAUGACGUUUAUAAUCAAUUGGAGUACAUUUCUUAUGAUGAGGCUACGCACGUCCUGUACCUUGAAGGCGGUCUUAAGGAAGCUGGAUUGAUGCCAGUCGAAGCAUGCGAGUACAACUUUAACAUGAGUUCAGUAAAGGAUUUCGUUUCGCUUGCAGCCACCGUCGAGGGAGUUGGUGUUUCUGCAUACGCUGGGGCCAGUCUGCUUAUUACGUCCAAGAAUUAUCUUAAUGCAGCUGCUUCUAUUUUGGCGACUGAAGCAAUCCAUCAAUUUGCCCUUAGAAAUGCUGUUGGUGAGCUCCCUAUGGCAAAUCCCUUUGGAACUCCAAUCGGUUUGAACGCUAUUUAUACGAUCGCUUCUGGGUUCAUUACAAAAUGUCCAUCUUCCAAUGCUGCCCUUCCUGUCAAGGGAUACAUGGGACUUACAGUCUCUACCGAAAUGCCACUUUCGAUGGGCGAAGAUGUUUUAUUUAAGGCUGAUGAUGAUGUUCCAUCAGAUUGUUAUGUCACUUACGUUAGUGGUUUAGAUGUAAUUCCAUGUAAAGGUAGUAUGUCAGAUGGGAUGAUCAAGUCUACCAUUCCAAAAGAGGUUAGAGGUCAAUCUUAUGCUUUUAUUACUUCCAAUAAUUCAGGAAACUUAACUGAUUCUAACAUAUUAUAUGGUCCAGCUAUCUUAGAAGUAAAUGCUCCAGAUAUUUCCAAAAUGGCUUCCAAUUCAUCCUCUAUGCCAAGUAACCCAAUGAUGACUGUUCCUGGAAACACGAAUAUGUCUAUGUCGACAGACACCCAAGAUAACGCCAUGCCAUCCGUUGAAGCUAUGACAAAUGCUGCUGCUUCUAAAGGAUCCCUUUCUUUAGCAGCGUUAUCUGUUGGUGUCUUAGCUGCGUUGUAUAUUUGA